AUGGAUCUGGGAGAUGACGAGGAGGAGAUAGGGGAAGGAGAGGACGAGGCGGUUCACUUUGUGCUUCUGGCGGAGUUCGACAUCGAUUUGGGGUCGACAAUAUCCCAGCAAUACCCUUAUCCAACAGGGACAGACGAGCAUCGCCUCGCAGAACUCAUGCUUCCCGAUGGAGCCCACCUUCGGACCGAAGAUUGGACGGUAUUCUACCUCGGACAGGAUCACGCGCUCGCCAUCGACCCAAUGCUAGCGCACGAAGAGGCGGUCGCGCCGGUCGAAGAUAGGAGGGCGAGUAUGUUCCCCAAAGGCAGCAGACCAAAACGAGGAGCGGUCGGCGGCGGACUACUCUAUGUCUUGUCUUGUGUGCGGUGUAAAGCGGACAAGACGGCCAAGCGGGGAGCGCUGGUCAAGAGUCUAGCUAUCUGCACGCCACAUCCAUGGAUACAUGUGUUCAAGCCCAUCCUCCUGCUCGCUCUCGAAGAGUACUUCCGCGCCCCCUCCCCUGAAGUCCUCGCACAUCUAUACGACUGCUGCAACUCAGCUCAGAUCCUCGCCGUGCCCCGUCUUACCCGCGCCGAGAAGAUCAUGAUGCGCCAAUCCGACCGCAAAGAUCUCUUUGAAGAGCGGUACGAUGCCGCGAGUGCCGCUGCGAGAGAUAUGGAGCUGGAGGCUGCUGCGAUCAGCGCCGAGCUGGAUGAGCGGCAAGAGAAGAUGCCGAUGUUGCGAGAACGGAGCGACUCCAGCCAUCUUGCCACUCCUUCCGGGCAGGCGCGGAGUGGUGCAGAUACGGGGAGGAAAGGGAUGCGAGAUACGCACUUCUUUGAUGUGGAUGUGCGGUUUAGGCGAAUCAAUGUUCCGAUGAAGAUCCCUCUGUCGACAUUCGAGGAGGAAGUCGGCGAUUACUCCCUGGUAGAGCUUAUUAGCACCUUCUCAUCCAACCCCGCUCCCUUCCCCGGCCCUUUCCACCCAUAUCUCCACACCAAUGGCGCCGCCACCCAUCCUAUCGUACUCCUCAUUAACGCUCUCCUGGCUCACAAACGCGUCCUCAUCCUCGGCACCCAGUAUCCAGCAAAUCACGUCGCCCGUACCGUCCUCUCCGUCUGCGCCCUCGCUACAGGCUGCGGCCAAAUUCUGCGCGGUAUCACAGAGACCGCCCUCCCUUACUGCAACCUCAGUUGUUAUGAGAUGCUGGAGGGGAUGAACGGAUUUGUGGCGGGGAUCACCAAUCCUCGAUUCGUGGAAUUACCCUGCUGGGAUGUGUGCUGCGACAUUGAGACGGGGAAGAUUACGGUCAACAAGAACAUGAAGGCAGGGAGCUCGAUGGGGCAGAACAGUGGCGCGCAGGGAAGCGAAGUCACUGUGGGGCAGGGGACGAGGCUGGAUCUGGAUGCGGCGGGUAUGGCGAGUGCGCCGGCGGCGAAGAUGACGGCCACGCAAAAGGCGGAUUGUGUGGACAACCAGUUUAUGGAAGAGAUCAUGUCGGCGAUCGGAGCACACUAUGGCGAAAUGUACAUCCGUCAACGGAUGACCGACUAUAUCGCCCGCUUCACCCGACUAGCCUCGUAUCAGGAAUACCUGCACCAUGGGCUGACCAAGAUCGGCUACCCCUCCACCCCGUUCCGCGAUGGGCGUAUGGGAAGCGGAACGGUAUUUACCGAUGAGAGCAAGAAGCAGCGGGAAAUGUGGGCAAAUGGGCAUCGGAUAGAUGCGUGGCGAAAGACCAAGAGCUAUCGGUUAUUUGCAAAAGACUGGGCGCAAGAAGCACGCAGAAGACGGAUACCCUUCGAUGUGCAUCAUCAGAUCGCGUGCUUGCGGACUGGGCAGAACAUGGGCGAUGCCGAGGCAGAGGCGAUUUUUGGGUCACUGGCGCAAAAUCUGGAAACGUAUGAGCAGGUCCUGGAGCUGCUCAAGAGUCUACCACUCCACCUGGGUGGUCUGACACCCAUUGCGAAUGGGCUAUUCCACCGCUGGGUCGCUGUUCGAGAAUCAGCGGUGGACAUCCUCCUGUCAUUGCAGCAUUUUCAGCUCGGUCAACAUGCUGUGAUGGCCAUGAACUACUUUCAUCGGAAAGCAUUUAUGCAGUUGCUGGAGCGGAGAAAUGCCGUGCACGCAGAGCGGCAGCGGCAAGAAGGGCCAAGAACGGGUGGGAUGAGCGAAGGACCAGAGGGAGAAGAAGUAUUGCAAAGAGAAGAAGUGCAGGCAUCUUGA
This is a messenger RNA of Dioszegia hungarica, 2205 nucleotides long. RefSeq names its product docking domain of Afi1 for Arf3 in vesicle trafficking-domain-containing protein. Gene Ontology annotation, cellular component: plasma membrane. The record is from RefSeq and is a predicted model, not a curated record. Bases 1 to 2205 code for a protein of 734 amino acids. Gene Ontology annotation, biological process: actin cortical patch localization. The transcript is spliced from 8 exons. Lineage: Eukaryota; Fungi; Basidiomycota; Tremellomycetes; Tremellales; Bulleribasidiaceae.